Aphanomyces astaci is the source of this 1044-nucleotide messenger RNA. RefSeq lists its product as hypothetical. The transcript is spliced from 2 exons. The record is from RefSeq and is a predicted model, not a curated record. The coding region runs from base 1 to 768 and encodes 255 amino acids. Lineage: Eukaryota; Oomycota; Saprolegniomycetes; Saprolegniales; Verrucalvaceae.
AUGGACAUCAACACAGUAGUCGCUGCAGCUGUCGGUGCUGCUGCACAAGCUGUCGUUGCUUCUUUGGACGGCCGCCUCACCCCUGCUCCAAAGAUAGACAAAUUCACUGUCAAGUCGUCCGCUUGGAACACAGUGAAGACCGAUCACACCUACGCUGGUUGGUACAAAACGCAUCUGCGCUGUGGGCCUUCUGUGUUUUUCAUCAUUGCACAGAAGGUGGAAGACAAAUGGGAUGAUGUUCACGGUCCUCUGCAUCACCACACAAUGUUCUGCGUGGUCGAUCGGGUUGCAGUAGCACUGCACUACCUGUCGCACUCGGAUAGGUACAGCACCACUGCGGCUCUCUUUGGCAUCUCUUUGACGUGUGCGAGGCAGUACUGUGUCCAAGUGUGCCAAGUUAUCCGUCAGCGCUAUCUGAGUGCCGUUUUUUGCCUACCGACUCGCCGCCCUGAUUGGGAGAAAGUACGGUUGGGGUUUGAGUCCGUGAUGGGCUUCCCCAAUGCGUAUGGGGCUAUCGAUGGGUCCCUUGUGCCUAUCAAACGUUUCACAGACCACACGGGGUGGUAUUGUCGAAAAGGGUUCCCCGCGUUCAACAUACAAGCCGUUGUGGACGACAAGUUGAAGUUCAUGACGUAUUCUAUCCCGUCAGGAAGCCAGAAUGACAAGGCUCUGUUUCGUGACUCGUGGUUUGUCAAGUCCUCCCAUCAACUCCUCCCUUUGGCGGCUGCACCCUCGGUGACGCUGGAUACAAGCUGUACAACCAUGUGAUGAUGCCGUAUCCAAUUCGUUGGGGUAUGCCUCAAGACGAGGUCCAUUACAACCACGUCCACAGUUGUUCACGAAUGGUGGUCGAAAGGGCAUUCGGAGUAUGGAAAAACACAUUUCGAUUGUUUCAGGUGACUCUUUUGCAUGGAACUCCGGAAGAAAUGAUCCUCCUCAUCGAAGCAACCCUCGUUCUGCACAAUUGGAUGAUUGAUGAAAAAGAAGCUGCCUUGGAGGCCAUUACAAUUCCUUCUCCUAGUGAAUACGAGGACUGGAUGCACA